AUGGCCGACGACCUGUCCUCUUCCUCGCUCUCCGACGCCGCCGCCGCCGCGACCUCCGCCACCAACGCAGAACAGCACCACCACCAUCACCACCAUAAUCACCAUCAUCAGCGGAAAGAGAACUUCGAGUCGGCGAUCCAGCAGAUCGUCGCCGAGGAGAACGAGCAAAAGUCAAAGCUGCCUCUUUAUCCCGGGCUUGAGGGGUGGACCCUUAUCGAGAAGAUGGGCGAUGGUGCAUUCUCAAACGUCUACAAAGCGCAAAAUAAAGAAACCGGCGAAGUGGCCGCUAUCAAAGUCGUCCGCAAGUACGACAUCACUAACGUCGAAAACAACCGCCACCGUCUCGGCGCAGAAGCAAAGAAGCAGCAAAAGACCGUCGAUCGCGCGAGCAUUCUCAAAGAAGUCUCCAUCCUACGACAGAUCGACCACCCAAAUAUCGUUCGUCUGAUUGAUUUCUCCGAAUCAGAUCAGUUCUACUACAUCGUCAUGGAGCUGCUUCCUGGUGGAGAACUAUUCCAUCAGAUUGUGCGCCUCACCUACUUCUCCGAGGACCUCUCUCGCCAUGUCAUUGUGCAAGUAGCCGAGGCCCUCCGCUACCUACACGAAGAGCAAGGCAUCGUCCACCGCGACAUCAAGCCCGAAAACAUCCUCUUCUAUCCCGCGCCCUUUAUCCCCUCCAAGGAAAUCAAACUCCGCCCAGGCGACGAGGAUAAGGUUGACGAAGGAGAGUUUGUUCCCGGCGUCGGCGGCGGCGGCAUCGGCCGCAUCAAAAUCGCCGACUUUGGUCUCUCGAAAGUCGUCUGGGAUUCAAAGACAAUGACUCCCUGCGGAACCGUCGGCUACACCGCGCCAGAAAUCGUCAAGGACGAGCGAUAUUCAAAGUCGGUCGACAUGUGGGCUUUGGGUUGUGUGCUCUACACUCUGCUCUGCGGCUUCCCUCCAUUCUACGACGAGAGCAUCCAGUCGUUGACGGAGAAGGUCGCGCGCGGGCAGUACACUUUCCUUAGCCCCUGGUGGGACCCCAUCAGCAAGGGUGCCAAGGACCUUGUCUCGCACUUGCUCACCGUCGAUCCCGAGCGCCGGUACACGAUCGAGCAGUUCCUGCAGCAUCCGUGGAUCACGCAGUCCGAUGUUCCGACCAUGCCGGCUAUCGACGCGCCGCCGAUGUCAUCCGAACCGAUGAUGAUUGACAUUAUUGGCACCCCGGCUGCGUCUAGAGGUGCUCGGUCACCGGCCACCAAUGCGCUAAAGGAGGCCUUUGAUAUCUCGUACGCCGUGCACCGAAUGGAGGAAGAGCGCGCGCGCAAGCAGGGCGGAGCACAAAACUUGGGCCUGCUGAACGAAGAGGAGGAGGAGGAUGAAGAAGAGUUCAACAACUCGACCUCUGCCGAACGAAUGCAGCAGGUAGAAGCCGGACUGAGAAACGUGCACAUGUCUACGAACAACAACAGCGCUGCUCGGACGACGGCUAAGCCAGCCACCACGCACAAGCGAAAGGGCUUCGAGCUCAACAUGAGCGGAGCCACUUUGCUCGAGCGGCGGAAAGAGCGUGCGCAGCACUUUAAGAACUCGCCGGUUAUGGUCUCAUAG
Molecule: messenger RNA, 1590 nt
Organism: Myxozyma melibiosi
Lineage: Eukaryota; Fungi; Ascomycota; Lipomycetes; Lipomycetales; Lipomycetaceae
Product: putative calcium/calmodulin-dependent protein kinase
Exons: 3
Coding region: 1-1590 (529 amino acids)
Biological process (GO): protein phosphorylation; cellular response to oxidative stress
Molecular function (GO): calcium/calmodulin-dependent protein kinase activity; ATP binding
Source: RefSeq, a predicted model, not a curated record